Messenger RNA from Stegostoma tigrinum, 995 nucleotides. RefSeq names its product probable G-protein coupled receptor 139. The transcript is spliced from 2 exons. Gene Ontology annotation, cellular component: membrane. Bases 18 to 995 code for a protein of 325 amino acids. Gene Ontology annotation, molecular function: G protein-coupled receptor activity. The record is from RefSeq and is a predicted model, not a curated record. NCBI's taxonomy places the organism in Eukaryota, Metazoa, Chordata, Chondrichthyes, Orectolobiformes, Stegostomatidae. Gene Ontology annotation, biological process: G protein-coupled receptor signaling pathway.
UAUCAGUUCAUACAGAAAUGCGUAAAAUACUUUACAGUGUCAGAAGAAUAUACUAUAUGAUUCUUGCCAUCAUCGGUGUUCCUGCUAAUUCAAUCGUGAUUAUGAUACUAUCCCGUAGAAGAUGCGGACUUUCUUCGUGCACUACGCUUUACCUGGUGGCUAUGGCAGUCGCAGAUUUGCUGGUAAUUAUUUUUGAGGUAAUUCUCUGGCGUACCAGCUAUUAUUUUUUCCCAGGCUCGUUCCUGGAAAUAACUCCAUUGUGCAGUGUAAUAUUUUUCCUGGGCUGCACAGCCUCUGACUGGUCUGUGUGGUUCACCAUCACUUUUUCCUUUGAUCGAUUUGUGGCAAUCUGUAUCCGGAAGUUCCGAUCAACGUAUUGCACCGAGAAAACUGCAGCUGUGACAUUGAUAACGACGGCCGUUCUGUUUUUCUUAAAAAAUGUGCCAUUCUACUUUACUCUCGAAUCUGCAGAAAUAAUCAACAAUAUACCAUGGUUUUGUUUUACCAAGCCAAGCUAUUUUACGGAACCUGGAUGGGUGGGAUUUAAUUGGUUUGACACAGUGUUGAACCCUUUGCUUCCAUUCACUCUAAUAUUGUUCCUGAACGCUCUUACAGUCAGACAUAUAAUGGGGGCCAGUCGCGUCCGUAAACGACUGAAAUUACAGAGUAAGGGAGAGAAUCAGCGCGACCUGGAGAUGGAGAACAGAAGGAAAUCUGUAGUUUUACUCUUUACCGUAUCCGGUAGUUUCAUCCUCCUGUGGCUCAUAGAUGUUAUGGAGUUUUUAUAUUAUUAUAUCACAGGAACAGAUCCUUCUGCUUACAACGAUUCCCUAUAUAUAUUUCAACAGGUAGGAAUCAUGAUGCGAAGUUUAAGUUCCUGCACAAACACAUUUAUUUAUGGUGUCACUCAGACCAAGUUCAGGGAAGAGAUCAAAUGCUCAGUGAAAUAUCCGUUGACUUCAUUUGUUAAAUUAAUCAUCAAUCGAAACAACUGA